Molecule: messenger RNA, 1631 nt
Organism: Daucus carota subsp. sativus
Lineage: Eukaryota; Viridiplantae; Streptophyta; Magnoliopsida; Apiales; Apiaceae
Product: transcription factor AS1
Exons: 2
Coding region: 341-1399 (352 amino acids)
Source: RefSeq, a predicted model, not a curated record
ACUAUUCUCUUUUGUUUCUUUCUCUCUAGACUUGUCACACAUUCUCUCUCCCUCUCUCCCAUCUCUCUCUCUAUCUCUCCCAUAUCUCUCUCUAUUUCUCCCUCUCUCUCCCAUCUCUCUCUCGUUACAACCCUCCCUCCUCUACUAUAUUCUGUUAUAUAUACUACACAACAUCCUUACAAGAUACUAGCUAGUCUACUUGUUGGAGUAUUUAACAAACCUUGAUGGCCUUUUGAUGAUGAACCCCUCCUCUCAUCUCUGUGAGCUUCCUUCUUCUAUCUUCCCUCUGAAUACACUAUGAGGAGUUUCAGGCAAUGGGUUGUCAUAUUUGCAUCAGGAAAUGAAGGAGAGACAGCGUUGGCGUGCUGAGGAGGAUACAUUGUUACUUGCAUACGUUAGACAAUAUGGCCCUAGAGAGUGGCACCUUGUGUCACAGCGCAUGAACACACCCCUUGAUAGAGACGCAAAGUCUUGCCUUGAGCGGUGGAAGAACUAUCUCAAACCUGGUAUUAAAAAGGGAUCACUUAGUGAAGAGGAACAACGCCUUGUCAUUCGCCUUCAGGCUAAACACGGUAACAAAUGGAAGAAAAUUGCGGCUGAAGUCCCUGGUAGAACAGCCAAGAGAUUAGGUAAAUGGUGGGAAGUGUAUAAGGAGAAACAACAACGAGAACAGAAGGAAACUAACAAGAUUAUAGACCCUGCAGAGGAUAACAAAUACGAUCAGAUUCUUGAAACAUUUGCAGAGAAACUAGUUAAAGAGCGUCCACCUCAAUCUGUAUUUAUGACUACUUCAAAUGGGGGAUUUCUUCACUCAGAUUCAUCGGCGGCUCCUCAAAAUUCAUUGCCUUCAUGGCUUUCAAAUACAAGCGCCCCUUGUAAUGUCAGGCCAGCAUCUCCUUCAGUGACAUUAACUCUAUCUCCAUCAACAGCGCCACUUCCAUCUUCAGUCUCAUGGCUACAGCCCGAAAGGGGACAUGAGAAUAUGCCUAUGAUGUUUGGCAAUUUGCCAUCUCAAGGAGUGCCUCCUCCUCCACGUGGAGAUAAUAGGCUGGUGUCUGACCUUCUGGAAUGUUGCAGAGAAUUGGAUGAAGGGCACCGUGCUUGGGCAGCUCACAAGAAGGAAGCAGCUUGGAGGCUGAAGAGGGUGGAGCUGCAACUGGAAUCAGAGAAGACGUGUAGGAGGAAGGAGAAAAUGGAUGAGAUUGAAGCAAAGGUAAAAGCUCUAAGAGAAGAGCAGAAAGUCACUUUGGAUAGAAUUGAAGCUGAAUACAAGGAACAAUUAGCUGGAUUGAGAAGAGAUGCUGAAGCUAAAGAACAAAAAUUAGCUGAUCAGUGGGCUGCAAAGCACUCGCGUCUUACCAAGUUUCUUGAGCAGAUGGGAGGACACCGAUCUUGCUGAGCUUCAAUGCCGGUAACCCACACUAGAUGAUGUCGAAACAGUGUUGAUAUCGUCAUAACCUGAGCCGGAUGACACUCCAGCAACCAGCAUUUGCUGAUUUCCAUUGACAGACACCAGUAAGCUAUUACAUGCAAAGAUUGUGGCCUUGUCAUUAGAAGUUUUAAUAGCUCCAUGUUAUGUAUGGUUCUGUAUGAAUAAUAUGAAAAUUUGGCUUAUCGUUAAUUACAUGGCA